UUUAGGUAUAAAAUAUUUGCAUCUACGUAUUUGAAAGCCCGAAUACACCGAUCUGAUGUGUCCCUGGCUGAACGCACGAAUAUUACCGUCGUGCCGGAAGUAAACAGAAAAGUUGAAAGGUCACCAAAUCAUGGAGUUCGGAAGUUCUGUUUUGGAAGAACUGUCAAUAGCAGGCGAUACUGCCCAUAUUUCUGACCAGUGUUUUAAUAUAUUGGUAGCCCAUGCUUGUCAGGGACUGUUGGCAGCGUCUAAUCGAGACGAUAUUGCAAAUGACACAUCAUUUAAAGAUACUGAUAAAGGAAGUUUAAAAUCAGCUUAUAGUGGUUUGGUUACAUUAAUAACAGAAGCAACUAAAUGGGAUGCUGAACCAUCAUCUAUUGGAGCUGUUUUAGAAGAAUGUAAAUUUACGAUAGAUAGAAUAAACAGUUUCAAUAAUAUUUAUUUGGCCAAGAAACCUUUAAUACAAAUUCUUUUAGGCAGUAUAGGGAAGAGUCCACCACAUAUUGUAGAUGUUGACUGGAGAUUAGAUUAUUAUAUAAAGAACAAUCAUGUAGAUAAAGUCAAUCAACCAGUGUAUUUAAUAACAUUAAAAACAGAGAUUCCUGGUAAUUCUGAAUUGCAAGAAAUUCAAUUUUCCUGUUCCAUGGAACAAUUACAGGAUUUAGUUGGAAAAUUAAAAGUUUCUACAAAAUGUUUGGAAAAAAUUGGACAAAUGUAACCUUUCAGAGUGCUACACAAAAUAGAUAACUGGACUACUGUGUUUUGUGAGGAUCAUUCAUUGUGAUUAUCAGAAAGACACUAAUGUGUAUUGUGUAAUGUAUAAGUGUAUGCCUCUUUUCAAUAGUGUAAUUGUUUUGUUAUAUUAAAAAUUUAUGAAUUAAACUUUGUACUUGAAUCAUGAACAAGUCUGUUUCUUGGAAUAGGACACCGAUGAGAAAUUUGACCUUCGUGAAUUGUAUAAAUUCUCUUGAUGCCAUUGACAAAUUAAAAAUUGAAAAACUUA
Messenger RNA from Patella vulgata (common limpet), 1003 nucleotides. Its product is annotated as COMM domain-containing protein 3. The transcript is spliced from 8 exons. Lineage: Eukaryota; Metazoa; Mollusca; Gastropoda; Patellidae. The coding region runs from base 131 to 718 and encodes 195 amino acids. The record is from RefSeq and is a predicted model, not a curated record. Gene Ontology annotation, biological process: sodium ion transport.